AUGACAUUUUUUUAUACUCUGGCUGGUAGCCAUGCUUUCGUCGAAGAAGUUUUGCUACCAUACCUCUCACGUUCCAAUGCUACAAUAGCCGGUGUGCUGGUGCUUGACGGUGUUCUACAUUUCAACGCAUUUCCAGCCACACAAAGCAUGCCAGAAGGUUUUGAAGAGACGUUCCCUACUGCAGCUCGUGAACUUUUUGAGCACAGUCACAUGGGCGACUUUAUUCAACUGAUUGCACGAGUGAAGAGGGAUGAUUUGCUGGUUCAACAUUUCCUUACCGCAUUUUAUCGCUCUAUUGGUGUGAAUAAUGACUGGUCAUUCCGUCCAUGGUUACUGCUCUUAGGAUUACCAAUUGAUGCCAUCGACUCCGUUGAAGAUUUGCACAGGUUGCACCCCUAUUUAUUUGCCGACCACUCAUCGUUCUUUUUUCAAUCCAAUCAAGAUAUAGACAUACCUACGAUUUACAUAACGGAUACAUGUAGGGGACAGUUAUUCGAAAGUUGGGCCAGUAUACGAACAUACGCCAAAGAAGAACAAUCAUGUUCUGGAGCUACAAUGGACUGGGAUCACGUAGCAAAGAAAGAUUUAGUCAAUUUCAUCUGCUCGCAUAAAGUUGGUUGUAGCUGUGUCUCCUCAGGAUGA
Strongylus vulgaris is the source of this 642-nucleotide messenger RNA. Lineage: Eukaryota; Metazoa; Nematoda; Chromadorea; Rhabditida; Strongylidae. The record is from the annotation of a GenBank genome assembly.